AUGGGUAAUAAAUCAAUUUUAAUGUUUAAUAAAAUUAAUCGUCAACCUGGAAAACGUUUUGUUAAGAAUCUGUUGGAUUUUUCAAUAAGGGAAAAUCAUUAUGAUAUUGCCAUUGCGGGAGGAGGUUUGGUGGGUACUUCGAUGGCGUGUGCUGUUGGUAAAAAUUCUAAAUUGUCAGAAAGUAAAGUGAUUUUAUUUGAAUCUGCAUCGCAAAAAAGUUUUAAGAAAAAAGCAAAAGAUGACGAAUACAGUAAUAGAGUGGUGUCGAUUAAUCCGGGAAGCAAAAAAUUUUUAGAAAAUAUCGGAGCUUGGAAGUUUAUCAGUGACUUAAGGUAUAAGACUGUCAAAAAAUUACAGGUAUGGGAUGCAUGCUCUGAUGCAUUAAUAACUUUCAAUGAUGAUUUAAUGAAGGAUGUUUCAUACAUUGUUGAAAAUGAUCUUAUCUUAAAUGCUCUAGAAGAAGUUUGUUCGAAUUUGAAAAAUGUCACAGUUAAAUAUGAGAGUAGGAUAAAAAAAAUUGUACCACCAUCUGAUAAAAACAAAAUGGUUCAUUUGGAAAUGGAAAAUGGAGAUGAAUACACAUGCAAUCUUUUGGUCGGCGCGGAUGGUUUCAAAUCGAAAACGAGAGAAGUUAUAGGGGGUCAAUAUUUGAGUUGGAACUACGAUCAGAAAGGAAUCGUGGCCACGGUUAAAUUAUCAGAACCGACGGAAAAUGUCGUGGCAUGGCAAAGAUUUCUACCGACGGGUCCCAUAGCACUUUUACCGUUAACGAACGAAUUGAGUUCUUUGGUUUGGUCAACGGAAACGAAAAAAGCAGAACAACUUCUUGGAAUGAAUGAGGAAACGUUUAAAGAUUCGCUCAACGACGCAUUCUGGAAAUCGUAUCCCAAAAAUGAAUUGGUUUCAUCCGCGACAGCAUCGCUGGAUAAAAUGUUAAGUUCUCUGACAUUGAAAUCCUUCGGAUCGCAUCAGUUACCGCCGUCGGUGAGUUCGAUAGUACCCGGAAGUCGAGCUGCUUUCCCAUUAGGUUUCGGUCAUUCGAUAAAAUAUUACAGGCCGGGAAUCGUACUCGUAGGGGAUGCAGCACACAGGAUUCAUCCGUUGGCGGGACAAGGAGUCAAUUUGGGAUUCGGUGACGUCGAACUUCUCACUAAUAAAUUGGGUGAUUCCGUAUAUAACGGAAAUAAAAUAGGUUGCUCGAGAGUUCUGGCGGAUUACGAGUCCGAAAGGCAAAGGGAAAUACUACCCAUGUUGAUAACGACGGAUUUUUUGCAAAAACUUUAUUCUACGUCAUUCGCACCCGUCGUUUUGGUUCGUUCCCUGGGAUUGCAAAUCACGAAUGCACUUCAUCCGCUAAAGGUAAGAUUUUUACAAUAA
Pediculus humanus corporis (human body louse) is the source of this 1377-nucleotide messenger RNA. RefSeq names its product ubiquinone biosynthesis monooxygenase COQ6, putative. Gene Ontology annotation, cellular component: mitochondrion. The record is from RefSeq and is a predicted model, not a curated record. The coding region runs from base 1 to 1377 and encodes 458 amino acids. Lineage: Eukaryota; Metazoa; Arthropoda; Insecta; Psocodea; Pediculidae. The transcript is spliced from 8 exons. Gene Ontology annotation, biological process: ubiquinone biosynthetic process. Gene Ontology annotation, molecular function: FAD binding; 2-octaprenyl-6-methoxyphenol hydroxylase activity; oxidoreductase activity, acting on paired donors, with incorporation or reduction of molecular oxygen, NAD(P)H as one donor, and incorporation of one atom of oxygen.